Molecule: messenger RNA, 809 nt
Organism: Chrysoperla carnea
Lineage: Eukaryota; Metazoa; Arthropoda; Insecta; Neuroptera; Chrysopidae
Product: cytochrome c oxidase subunit 4 isoform 1, mitochondrial-like
Exons: 3
Coding region: 127-687 (186 amino acids)
Biological process (GO): mitochondrial electron transport, cytochrome c to oxygen
Source: RefSeq, a predicted model, not a curated record
UAUCAGUCAAUUUUUACGUAUUAUUUGAAGUAGUCAAUAAUCGAGUAGCUGGGUUCGAGAUUAAAAUUACAUUUUUAUCAUAGGAAAAACGAUAGCUGACAUUUUUAGUGAUAUUUGCUGGAUAAAAUGUUCAGUUCAAAGAUAUCUCCAAGAUCUUUGUUGCGAUUAGCAUCGCAAGCAAAUAUUUUAAGAUGUAAUGCCCAUUAUGGACAUGGUGAAGUUGCACCAACUGCCCUUAGUAAAAUUGGAAACCGGGAAAUUGUUGGACCUGGAAUAAAUGGACAACCAAUUUACGUAGAUUUGUCCAUAUUUCCUUUCCCAGCUAUUCGCUAUAAGGAAAAUACGCCCGAUAUAGCUGCACUCAAAGAAAAAGAAAAGGGUGAUUGGAGCAAAUUAUCGGUUGAAGAAAAGAAAGCUUUAUACCGCGCUAGUUUUUGUCAAACAUUCGCCGAAAUGAAUGCUCCCACUGGUGAAUGGAAAUCAGUAAUUGGAGGUGCUUUAGCAUUAGUAUCACUUGCUAUUUGGUAUUAUAUGGCCAUGGCCAAAUUUGUAUACUAUCCAUUACCAGAAACAUUCGAUGAAGAACAUCAACGUGCUCAAUUGAGACGUAUGCUUGAUUUACACAUUGAUCCAGUUGAUGGUCUUUCAUCGAAAUGGGACUACGAAAAGGACGACUGGAAAAAGUAAAUUUUUUGUUUAUAUUAACAGUAAUUUCAAAAAGAACAAUACUGCUGUUCGUGUUUUAAAGACACAUUCAGGAAUAUUUUCAAAAAUCGAAAUUCCAUUUUUCAGUGUAGUCCAAUUAUAAU